CGCCACCAUUAGACAUGUCACGGUUGAUUGCACUUCUUGAACAAGUUUGCUGGCAAGAGUGCUAAUAACCAAUGUAGCGCCACUUCCAAGUUAUUCAAAACAGUUCGGAGAUACUGAGAAUAUACUAUAAUUUCUGAUUGGCAGACGACGACGUGGGCAGAGAGUUGAAGUUGGCGGGACACUAAUUUAUCUAAUUGAUCAAGUUUACAAGCAGUAGGAGUGGAACUAAAGGCGAUAAUUCGAUUGAAUUUUUGUACUGGUUAAGUUCCUCUUCAAAAAAUAAGGUGUGGUACAGUAGACGAUCACCAUGGCAACAACAUCCUGUGGCACAUGUGCCAAAAUUGUUUUAUUUAUAACAAAUUUGAUAUUUUGGAUAACUGGAAUAAUACUACUUGGAGUCGGCAUUUGGGUAACCAUAGAUAAAACAAGUUUGGAGUUUUUAACGCUGUUUCAUCAUCCUUCCCUGAAAGUGUUAGCUUAUAUGUUGAUUGGAAUCGGAGGAUUUGUCACCAUUUUGGGAUUCCUUGGAUGUUUUGGAGCAUGUCACGAACAGAAAUGGAUGAUUAUUACAUAUUUUGUUGUUGUAUUGCUACUUCUCCUGGCCGAAAUUGUCUGCGUCAUCCUAGUGUUUGCCUUCCAAUCGGAAGUGGAAAAGUUUGUGGGCGACCAACUAGAUGAUUCAAUACAGAAGGAAUAUGGCACUGAAGGCGAUGAGGGGGUAACUACUUCAGUUGAUGCCCUCCAGAUCUCAUUAGAAUGCUGCGGAAAACAUAACUACACUGACUGGGAAACUUCUAAUUGGAGUAAAACAAACAUGUCACUCUCAAUGCCAUUUCCAAUUUCAUGUUGUAAGACAAAAGAGGGCGCCCUAGAGAAACUGAUCAAUAAUGAAGCAGUGGAGCCGGUAGAUAGAGAGAAGUGUUACAGCUCACAACCUAAUGAGUUUAUGUAUAGUGAAGGAUGCUACGACUCUUUAUAUGAAAUUUUCCUGGAGAAUUUGUGGGUAAUCGGUGGUAUUGGUAUAGGCAUUGCAGUUUUACAGGUCCACACACUUUUUAUAACUACCAUUUUCCUGGCUAAGUUGACAAAAGAUCGGUAUAUAUAUGUGCGAAGUCCUCGCAACUACCGAUCAAUCCGUUCUCCAACUGAUGAUAAAACAUAUGAGAACAACACCUAUAUGCGUGACACAAGAUGUUAAAAUGCUGCUGGCUUUGUAGUUAUGCUUUUUGUGUUAGUCUUAGCCCUUUCAUUGGUACGCAAUUUAAAAGAUGAUUAUGAAUGAAGAGGAGAAUGAGGAUGUGCCCCGACAAUGCAGUGGGUCUACUUAGCAACCAGUCUGAGAGAAAACCUGGAUAGCACCAUUCAACAAUUACCCAGCAUGCAUGCAUGCUUUUAUAUUUUCAUUUUCAAAAAAAAAUUGUUCAAUUUAUAACAUUAUAAAUUAUAAUGGCAUAUCAUAUUAAUCUUAAUAAAUAAAUAUUAAUCAAUAAUAUAUGAUGAAUGGAUACUGAUGAAAAUAUGAACUUUAUUUUACUGGUUGAUAUUGUUUAUAUUUUAGUAUAUUAAAUAAUUCUUUGACCCAGAUGACAUUUGCAAUGCAUGUAACGUCUGUUAAGAGCAUUUUUUAUCAAAUGUAUAACAUACAUGAUUACUAUAACAAUGAAAAUGGUCACUUUUAUAAAGAGUAAUUUAUAUAUAAGUUACAUUUUAUUUCAAGAUAUGCCAGAUUUUUUUUUUUUACUUUCAUGCGACAUCGAAUUAGGAAACAAAUUUUGAUGGUUUCAUCCUAGACACGGCAUAAGAUUCUGACCAUAAAAAAAGAAUUAACAUUUUUUAAAAGUUGAAACAUCAACUCUUAAAACGACUGAGGAGUAUAUUAAUUAUAUGUAUUUGAAUCUAGUUUUACCAAAAGAUGAUUAAUGUACUAAAAAUAUCUUCAACAUACACCAUUCAAAUUGCCUAUUUUACAAAAGGUGUUUUCACUACAGUAGUUUUUGUACACUCAUCAGUAGGGGGGUCAUCUUGGUUAUUUUGGAUCUGAUAAUAGUCAAAAAUAACCAGAAAACAUAAGUAUGGCAUAAUUAUAAUAAUGAUAUCAUUAUUUUAUGAUUGAAAAAUUAUGUAUGCCUAUUAGUAACUCAUAAAUAUUUGAUAACUAAAUACUAGAAUCCAUUUUAAUUAGAGAUCUUCCAUUGUUUAGUAACUAAUUGCCAAUAUCAUUUCUGUUAAAAGUCAUCCAAACUGUCACGUUUUAUUCGACAAAAACAUGUGACAUGUCUAAAGAUGGUCUGAUGACAUCACAUGACCAUAUAUAGGCACAUCAUGACUAUAUAUGGGCAUACAACAGUUAUGAUGACAUCACAUCAUGACCAUAUAUAGGCACAUCAUGACUAUAUAUGGGCAUACAACAGUAUCUGUCAAUGCAAAUUUGAUAGUCUAUACAGAGCUUAAGAAAAUAGAGUAUUGGAAAUAAUAUUCAAAUGAACUGUCUGUCAGGAUUUUAUCAUCAGUAUGAGCUUUAACUAUCUAUAAUGGGAAAUGAACAUUAGUUUUAAAAUGAGUUAAACCAAAAUAUUCUAAAAGUUUACACAGGAAAAUGUAUAUGCUUUGUAUAAGACAUUUGUACAAAUAUGAGGACUUCCAGUAUCUUAUGAACAAACUAUGAAUGUUAAUGAGUGAAUUGUUUGAAUUUGGUCAAAUGAGUGAUAUUAGAAAAACACAUUUUGAUAAAGAAUGUUUGUGGAAUUUAGGUUUGGAAGUUUAGUUUUAGAAUCUGUAGAUUGUAUGUACAGUAUGUGCAUUAUAAAGUAAUAAAUUCUUCUUUAAUUGAUUACAAUUAUUAAAAUUAUUUUUAUUUAAUAAUGACUCCAUCCUAUAUCUGCCAACUGGAAUUUAUAUGUUAAAUACUACAUAGAAAUUCCAAGUAAAUUCCAAAGAACCAUGUGCCAAUUUUUAAUUAUUUUUUUGUUAAUAAUAAUAAUAAUAAUAGAUGGAUUUUUAGCGCAAAUAAACAAGGUUUCUAUGCGCUCGGGACUAGAUGAUCAUUAUUAUUAUUUACUUUUCUGUCAUUAAUAGUAAUACUGAUAUUAUUUGUUUUAUGUUAUUUUUGACAUGUUAUGUAAUGUAUUAGCAAAUACGUAAUAUGGGAUGAAGCAAAGAUAUCUUUAUUCAUUCAUUUUAAAAAUGUUACGAGGCACUUUAUACAUUUCUACAAUAGUAUAUGAUUAAUUCAGUUGAAUAAACCUAGAGAAGUGUUGGCUAUAUAUAGUGAGCAUUUUCCAGUUUUGAAACAUACAAACAAAAUUUAUUGUGGAAUGCUGUGUUUUAUAAAUGUUUUAUUUUUGUAUCCUUGUAUAUAGCAAACUGUUGAAAUAUAGGUUGGUUUAUUAUCUUGUUUUUAAUGUUUUGGAUAAAAUUGCACAAUAUUUUAGCUUUGUAUAUAUUUAUAUAUAAUAUAUAUAUAUGUGUGUGUACUGUAUACAUCGUAUUGUUUACUAUUUCCCUCUCCUGUACAGGAAAAAAAAUACCCUUUCACAAAUUGUGUGAUUUAUUAUUUGCUUGGAUAAUUAUUUCGGGGUUUCAUCCAAUCAUUUGAUUGCAAAUCAUGCAAUCAUAUUACAAGGUUUAUUUAAUCAAAUGGAUUGUACUGCACAUAAUAAUUUAUAAAUUUAACUGUUAGUUAUUUCAAUGUUUUAAAAUGUUGUUUUAUCUGUCAUCCAAAGAAUAUCAUUAUGUAUACAAAAAUGAGUUAUAUAUUAUGAUAUUGAAUUAUGUAUUAACACUAUUCCUGCAGUACUUAUCCACAUAGCCUAAUAAUAAUAACUACAAAUUCUUCAGGUGCUACGUAAACAUCUAAAAUAUAUUGUUUGCUAACAGAUAAAAAUAGCAUUAAAUUUUCAAACUACAAAAAUGUACAUAAAAUUUCACAUACCACUUUCAAAUUUGUUAGGUUAAAUUAAUUGUUAUGCUCUCUGUCCAGAAUAUUUAUUUGAUAAAAAAAUCAUGGGACAUGCCUAAAUAUGGUCAUGAUGACAUCACGCCAUGAACAUAUAUAAGCACAAAUCAGUUUUUUGUCAGUCUGGACAGAAGAUUUGGUUGCAAGAUGGUUAUUUUUGUUGCGCACUUGAAGGGUUGAUUGAUGUUGCAUUAAUUUCCUUUGUUAAUUGAUGUAUUUUAUCAUUCAACCUCUACUAUAAUGGAUCUUUCCGAAGUGUCCAUAAAACUUAAAAACUGACCAAUCAAAACAGAGCCACGAAUACGCGCAAUAAUAUCCAAGGGGGCGUGGCUUAGCGAAAAGGUCCAUUAGCCAUUGAAACAAAUGAAGUUAAAUGAAACAAUGUUUUAUACAAAUGAUAUGUAAAAUAAAUUUCUGUCUAUAAUUUCAUUUUGUGCAGGUUUUGCUAAAGUAACUAAUUACCUGAUGGGGACUAAAUAUAUUUUGUUUUUCUCCAUGAUUUGUCUAGCAGUAUAGUAUACACAUUAAUUUAUUGUAUGAUUUGCAGUUAUAUAGUUUUAUGUGAGCAUCCAAAAUUUUUCCAGAACUAACAAACAAAACAGUAGAUAAAAACCCAAUAAUAAAAAUAUAUUCAGCCACUGAAAAUUAAUCAGUUUAUGGCGGCCAUUGACUAGACAUUCUAGCUGGUUCACAUUAAUGAUUUCUUCCACAGAUUUAGGUAUGUUUUUAAGUGGAUGAAACUACUUUGUAUGCCAACGAGUUAUCCUUGUUUGUAUUUGAAAGUUGUGCUGUUGGUUAAUUGAUGAUUAGUUAUCCGAUUUUGUAUGUUUUAUUGUAUUCUACCAAAUAAAUACUGUGUAUAGCUAAA
Messenger RNA from Anneissia japonica, 4823 nucleotides. Its product is annotated as CD151 antigen-like. Gene Ontology annotation, cellular component: membrane. The record is from RefSeq and is a predicted model, not a curated record. NCBI's taxonomy places the organism in Eukaryota, Metazoa, Echinodermata, Crinoidea, Comatulida, Comatulidae. The coding region runs from base 308 to 1198 and encodes 296 amino acids. The transcript is spliced from 9 exons.